AACAACUGAUACCAGCCGGAAAACAGCACCGUCAUGCUGCUUUUAACCCUACUUUUCGUGUCGUCAGCUGUAGCGACCCCUCUGCUUGGCACAGAGCAGUGUGCUCGUGGCCCCCUCUACUGGUGUCAGAAUGUGAAGACGGCAUCCCUGUGUGGAGCUGUGACUCACUGUAGUCAGAAUGUGUGGAGCAAGCCUCAGAUGAAAACAGUGCCAUGUGAUUUGUGCAAAGAGGUAUUGAUGGUGGUAGAGCAGAUACUGAAGGAAAAUGCCACUCAGGGAGAGGUUCUUGGUUACCUGGAAAAAGCCUGUCAGCUCAUCCCCGAUCAGAGUAUGGCAGCUGAGUGUAAGGAGAUGGUGGAUGACUAUUUCCCCAUCAUCAUGGGAAUCCUUACUGGAGAACUGGAGGAUCCUAGUGUGGUGUGUGGUGCCAUAGGCCUGUGUAAGUCUCAGCAGGUAGCCCUGGCAAAGGUUGAAGCCCAGGCCCAGGAGCAACUUAAGUCAAACGAAAUCCCCCAGAUUGACCUUUCCCAUCCAGUGGUUCCUUUCCUCUUCAAUGUGCCUCAGCUACUUUAUCCACAGGAGGCCCCCAAGCAGGAGGCGCCCAAGCAGGACAGUAAUGAUGUGUGCCAGGACUGCAUCAAGUUCCUGACCGAUGCUCAAGAAGAAGCCAAGGCAAACGCCUCAUUUGUUGACUCUCUUAUUGCGAAUAUUGAGAGGCAGUGUGACCUGAUGGGCCCAGGCUUGGCUGCAAUGUGCAAGCAGUAUGUCUCUCAGUAUGGCACCCUUGUGGUUGACAUGCUCAUGAGCAUGGAACAGGAACCCAAAGAGCUGUGUGUCCAUGCUGGCUUCUGUACUGCUGCUUUGAAGAAGAUGACUCCCAUGCUGAAGCUGCAGGUUGCUAAGACUGUACCAGCAACCAAGGCUGUACCCGCUCUCAAGAUGGUCCCUGCCACCAAGAUUGUGUCUGACAAGCCCAUGGUGCGUGUCCGUGAUUCCCCAAAGUGUGCCAUCUGCGAGUAUGUGAUGAAGCAGCUGGAAGACAUGCUGGAGGAUCAGACCACAGAGGAGGAGGUGAUUCAUUCUGUGGAGAAGGUGUGCACAUAUCUGCCCUCCACUCUCACUGCCCAGUGUAAAGACCUGAUUGAGACCUAUGGCCAGGCCAUCAUUGAGCUGCUGGUGCAGCAGGCUGAUCCAAAGACCAUCUGCACAGUGUUGGCGCUCUGUGCUGAUGCCAACCGUGCGUUUGUCCCUCCACUGGAUCAAAGUCUCUAUAAGACUGGUGGUUACUGUGAGGUGUGCAAGAUGGCUGUCAAUUACAUCGAUGGAAUUCUGGAGAAGAACGCGACAGAGGAACAGUUCGAGGAGGCUGUGAGGAAAGUGUGCCGCUUCCUGCCUGAAUCUUUUCAGACACAGUGUGACCAGAUGAUUGUACAGUACGAGCCAGUGAUGGUCCAGCUGCUGCUCCAGAUGCUUGACCCAGAAUUUGUGUGCAUGAAAGUAGGAGCCUGUCCUGAAGGCGGGCCCAUGCUGCUGGGAAUGGAGCAGUGCAUUUGGGGACCUUCAUUCUGGUGCAAGAGCAUGCAGACAGCAAUUCGAUGCAAUGCCGUGGCUCACUGCAAACGCCAUGUGUGGGUAUAAAAGGAGAUGGCACAAAUUCAUGUAUAGGGAAUUAAAAGAAAGGAAAAAAAAGAGUGCUGCUUUCCAAUUUUAAUUAAUGUCCUGUUUUCAUUUUUAAUAGACUUAAAUGAUUGCCAUUUCUGUUCAAAAUUAACGUUGAUAUUUUGAUGGUGGAAAUUUACAGGCUUUUGGUGUAAGUGUAACGAGAGAAAGAGAUUGUAUAUAGGGACAUGCAGCUUGUGCCUCUCCCUGCUUCACUGAGCAGUUUUACAUAAUUUGAGUUGCAUAUCCCCUUUUUCGCUUACUGGGUGUUGUAUGUUCAGGUUCACAAAUUUAAAGAUUCACAUGUAAAUUUUUGAAAUAGAAUUGGCUGGCUGUCCUGAUCAGACUCUACCAGCUGCAUUUGAUAUCACACAGGACCUAAUUGCAAAUGGCUCUGUGUGUUGAAUGAAUGGCAUUACUUUAAGUCCCAUGUCUGACUGUGUUUUGUAGACUUUUUGUUUUGUUCUGAUUUCCCGUUGUUUGCAAAUCAGUAUCUUGCAUACAAAAAUUUGAUUUGUCUGCUUCAGACCCAGAGCCAAUUGUCAUUGUAAAUCUUUAACAAUUAAAGUGAUUCCAAUCCA
This is a messenger RNA of Solea senegalensis (Senegalese sole), 2240 nucleotides long. RefSeq names its product prosaposin (gene psap). The transcript has 15 exons. NCBI's taxonomy places the organism in Eukaryota, Metazoa, Chordata, Actinopteri, Pleuronectiformes, Soleidae. The coding region runs from base 34 to 1638 and encodes 534 amino acids. The record is from RefSeq and is a predicted model, not a curated record. Gene Ontology annotation, biological process: sphingolipid metabolic process. Gene Ontology annotation, cellular component: lysosome.